Molecule: messenger RNA, 778 nt
Organism: Aureobasidium subglaciale EXF-2481
Lineage: Eukaryota; Fungi; Ascomycota; Dothideomycetes; Dothideales; Saccotheciaceae
Exons: 3
Coding region: 45-527 (160 amino acids)
Biological process (GO): cytoplasmic translation
Cellular component (GO): cytosolic large ribosomal subunit
Molecular function (GO): mRNA binding; structural constituent of ribosome
Source: RefSeq, a predicted model, not a curated record
AUCGACGAGACGACCGAAACCCACCCAACGACACAACCGACAAAAUGAGAGUCUACGAGGACAGUUUCUCCGGCCAGAAGAUCUACCCCGGCAAGGGCAAGCUCUACGUCCGUGGCGACAGCAAGAUCUUCCGUUUCCAGAACGGCAAGUCCGAGUCGCUCUUCCUCCAGCGCAAGAACCCCCGCAAGAUCUCCUGGACCGUCCUUUACCGCAGACAGCACAAGAAGGGUAUCUCAGAGGAGGUCGCCAAGAAGCGCACUCGCCGCACUGUCAAGAACCAGCGUGCCAUCGUUGGUGCUUCGCUCGAUGUGAUCAAGGAGCGCCGUUCGCAGCGCCCCGAGGCUCGUGCCGCCGCCCGCGCCGCCGCCAUCAAGGAGGGCAAGGCCAAGAAGACCGAGACCGAGUCCGAGAAGAAGGCCAACAAGGCAAAGAACGCCGCCUCAGCCGCAAAGGGCCAGGCUGGCAAGAUUGCCAGCAAGCAGGGUGCCAAGGGCCCCGCCGUCAAGGUCGCCGCCAAGUCCCGUUAAGGAUGCUGGAUUCUCACGGUUGAUGUGGUUUGAUUGUCGUUUAGGCGCAGGCUGAGGCACGGCAUGGGAAAAUGCAUCUUCGUUACUUAUACCGACUUUUUUUGCAAUUCUCAUGCCUUCGGGAAAAUAUCAAAAAGCCGCCCCCGCACAUGUCUGGAGGCGCACCCACAAUGCGUUCAUGAUAGGCCUCUGCAAUGCAUUUCGAAAAUUAAAUGACUCCAUGUUUCUCUACAAUCUACGGCCUUGUUCUU